Molecule: messenger RNA, 348 nt
Organism: Lactuca virosa
Lineage: Eukaryota; Viridiplantae; Streptophyta; Magnoliopsida; Asterales; Asteraceae
Source: the annotation of a GenBank genome assembly
AUGGAUGAAGAUGAUGAUUUUGUUUCUACUGCUGUUAUUGGUCAAGAUUUUAAGGAGAAGAUAGAUUUUCUGUUAAAAAGUUAUACUUGUUUGAAGCCUGCUAUUGAGGAUUGGAACAAUCGUGCUUGGAAUCUGUUCCCAGGAAACCAAGAGAUUUUGAAGUAUGUUGCGAAACGUAAUGUUGAAUUUAACCAAGUUCAUCAAAAUCUUGUGUUAUUUUCUAGUCCAAAAGUAAAUCAACAUGUUGAACUUUCUAAGGAGUUGUCAAAUGUUGGAAAAGAAAAUGAAGAUGUUCCAGUUUUUGAGGAAUUAAGAGAUGUUCAACUUGAUCAACUGUCAAUGACAUAA